CCUAGGACCCGGAUUGAGGCAAGGUGGCAGGCUCGUCGUGAGCAGCGGUCAAGGGAUGAAAAUGGGUAUGCCUACAAGCAGAUUUUAAAAGCAGUUUCUCUUCAAAUGAUCUUUCCUAUCACCUGAUAAACAUCUUGAUUCACUAUGGCAUUAGCUGCAGUAAAAUGGGCGGUAUCAAACAGGACUGUCUUGAAACAUUUAAUUUCAAUUCAAAAUGGAGCUUUAUGUUGUGUUAGUCAUAAAUCUACAUAUUCUUCUCUUCCAGAUGACUAUAAUUGCAAGGUAGAGCUGGCUUUGACAACUGAUGGCAGAACGAUAGUGUGCUACCACCCUUCUGUGGACAGCACGAAACCUAUCCCUCAGCCAGAUCCUGUGCAUAAUGAUGAAGAAACACAUGAUCAAGUGCUGAAAACCAGAUUAGAAGAAAAAGAUGAAUACAUUGAGCAAGGACCCAUGAUAGAACAACUUAGCAAAAUGUUCUUUACUACUAAGCACCGUUGGUAUCCUCGUGGACAGGAUCACAGACAUCAUAUGAAACUUAGUCCACCAAAAGACAGAUGAUAUUGAGGUUUUCAGAAGUCAAAGAGAAAUGUUACCCUGUGUCUCAUUUGCCAUGAGAAAAUGUAAUUGGGUAUAUUCAUUAAUAUGUUAUAUAGUACAAUUUCCUAAUUAGAAUGUAUAUUAAGUAAUUCUGGAUUUGACAUUCAUAUUUACAGAAACCUAUUUCAUCUUGUUUUUCUUUUGAGAUAUUAAAGUCUAUCAUUUGUUUUUCUAUGUCUAAUAUGAUAAAGUAUUUUUACAUUAUGAGCCAAAUAUUGUUAGUACUAUAAAUAUGAUUAUUAAAAAUGUGCAUGGUUCUUCUACUGGAGAGUUUUAAUUGCCUUUGAAAGAAACUCAUGGAGUCCAUGAGUUUUUUGUUUUCUGACUGUCUUAAAAAUUAUGCAAGCUUCAGAACACUGACAACUCUGUGAUUAAAACAUUAAUGUUCUAAACCGUUACAAGAAUGUUAAUAGAUUAUUCUGCUGUUGAUUGUCACUACCAGCUUAUAUAUAAUGCUUAAUAGCAUUGCUGCCCCUUUAAUUUCUGUUUAGGAGGUGAGGAAUCUUUUAAGAAGGUAGAAAGGUUUAACUUUGUAAAAUAUUUGUGAUAUUUGAAAAUUUAAUGUAAAAAAUGAUUUCACAUUGAGUCUGUUUAGUUCUUUUAAUAAAGGAGUUCUAGGUGAUCAUGGUUCCAGUGUUCAGUAAAAUGUAAGGAAUACUGAAUAAAAAGAGUAAAGGAAAUAACUAAUAAUGGCCACCCUCUGUUACUGAAAGAAAAUAUUUGUAAGUAGUUUACUCAUACCAGCCAUGUUUGAUGACAUAUUUUUGAAAAAUGGUUGUUGUUUUUUUUU
Messenger RNA from Manis pentadactyla (Chinese pangolin), 1390 nucleotides. Its product is annotated as 39S ribosomal protein L42, mitochondrial-like. The record is from RefSeq and is a predicted model, not a curated record. The transcript has a single exon. Gene Ontology annotation, cellular component: mitochondrial large ribosomal subunit. Lineage: Eukaryota; Metazoa; Chordata; Mammalia; Pholidota; Manidae. The coding region runs from base 145 to 561 and encodes 138 amino acids.